UGAAGAUGAUGAUGUCGUAAGACGCUGAAAAUAUGUGGAACGUUAAAAUGCAAACACUUGUCGGAGGAGAAUGCGCCGAAGACGGGCAGUCAAAAACCAAAACCAUUGUCUGCGGACAAAACGUUCCCGUUUGCCAUUUCUCCAUCCUUCUUCACCUGCUCUUCUUCCUGACUAGCCCUGCUCUUUCCAUCCACAUAGACCAUAUAGAAAGCCACAGUGAGUUCAGCUGUGAGCCCAUCAGACUGAGAAUGUGCCAGGACCUGCCUUACAACACCACCUUCAUGCCCAAUCUUCUGAAUCACUACGACCAGCAAACAGCUGCACUGGCCAUGGAGCCUUUUCAUCCUAUGGUAAACCUCAUGUGCAGCGCUGACUUGAGGAUGUUCCUAUGUGCGCUGUAUGCUCCAGUGUGCACAGAGUAUGGCCGUAUGUCCAUGCCAUGUCGAUCCAUCUGCCAGAGAGCCAAGGAUGAGUGCCACAAACUCAUGGAGAUAUUUGGAGUAGCUUGGCCAGAUGACAUGGAGUGCAGCAGGUUCCCAGAUUGUGACGGAGCCUAUCCUCGCCCAGAGGACCUGCUGACGGGCUCUGAACUCCAUCCUCAUCCAGGGGACCCGCUAACAGGUUCAGAACCCACUGACCAGUCAUCCAUGACUGUCCAGAGGGAUUAUGGUUUCUGGUGCCCCAGAGAGCUCAAGGUUGACCCAGACCUGGGUUACACCUUUAUGGGGAGGAAGGACUGUUCCGCUCCCUGCCCCUCCAUGUUCUUCAACCAGCAGGAGCUGACCUUCACCCGAUACUUCAUCGGAGUCAUCGCCAUCGUGUGCCUGUCUGCAACGCUCUUCACAUUCCUGACUUUCCUCAUUGAUGUUACGAGGUUUCGAUAUCCUGAGCGGCCAAUCAUCUUCUACGCUGUGUGUUACGUCAUGGUGUCUCUGGGCUUCUUCCUUGGUUUCCUUCUGGAGGACAGAGUAGCAUGCAAUGCGGUGAUCCCUGCACAGUUCAGAGCUUCUACCAUCACACAGGGCUCUCAUAACAAGGCGUGCACGCUUUUCUUCAUGGUGCUGUAUUUCUUUACCAUGGCUGGCAGCGUGUGGUGGGUCAUACUGACAAUCACUUGGUUCCUGGCCGCUGUGCCUAAAUGGGGCAGCGAGGCCAUUGAGAAGAAAGCCCUCCUCUUCCAUGCUGUUGCCUGGGGCCUCCCAGGGGCCCUGACUGUCACCCUGUUGGCCUUGAAUAAAAUAGAAGGAGACGGGAUCAGUGGAGUGUGUUUCAUAGGCCUGUAUGACAUCGAUGCCCUGCGGUGGUUUGUUCUGGCACCACUCUGCCUCAAUGUGGCGGUUGGCGUCUCCCUGCUUUUAGUGGGAAUUAUUGCUCUAAAUCAAGUACGCAUGGAGAUUCCUCUGGAGAAAGAAAACCAGGCCAAACUGGUCAAGUUCAUGAUUCGAAUGGGAGUAUUCUCUGUGCUCUAUCUCGUCCCGCUGACGACUGUGAUUGGUUGUUACAUCUAUGAACACACCUACAGGAAGAUCUGGGAAACAACAUGGAUGGAAGAGAACUGCAAGCGUUUCCACAUCCCUUGUCCAUACAAGGUUAAGCAGAGUGGUAAACCAGCCAUGGUUUUGUUCCUAAUUAAAUACCUGAUGAUGUUGGUGGUGGGGAUUCCCUCUGUUUUCUGGGUGGGUAGUAAGAAGACCUGCUUUGAAUGGGCCAGCUUCCUGCAUGGACGCAGACGCAAAAAUGGUGUGAAUGAGUCCCGACAGGUGCUGCAAGAACAACCAGACUUUGCCCAGUCUCUGCUGCGUGAACCAAACACCCCCGUCAUUAGGAAAUCCAGAGGGACUUCCACUCAGGGCACCUCCACACAUGCCUCCUCCACUCAUUUGGCAGCUCUAGAUGACCUUGACGAUACACUAAGAGGUCACCUUGGACACGUUGCAUCAACCAGAAGCAAACCCAGCAGCGUCCACAGCAAGGCUAGCUACCACGGCAGCCUGCGACGCACUCGAGAUGACAGAAGCGAUUCGAUAGCUUACCGAGGUGCACAGGAGCACAGUUUCCAUGGCAGCAUGUCUCGUCUUGACCACCCGCUCUCCACUCACAGCAGCCUGCAUCAGAUAGACAGCCACUCGAGGCGCAGCAGCCAGCGGGACGUUUCUGAGGCACCGCAUACGCUCAUCACCCACGGAGCCUCAGCAAGUGAGAGCCGGGCUGCUGAAAAUGAUGGAACCAGCGCCUGAGGGGUCCCCAGGUUCACAGAAAAAUGCUGAAAUCAAGCUGCUGAAUAUUGAUCCUCAGCAGAAACGACAAUGUUCAGUGUUGAAUUUUCUAAAAAGAAUGU
This is a messenger RNA of Nematolebias whitei (Rio pearlfish), 2338 nucleotides long. RefSeq names its product frizzled-3. The transcript has 10 exons. The record is from RefSeq and is a predicted model, not a curated record. Gene Ontology annotation, cellular component: plasma membrane. Gene Ontology annotation, molecular function: Wnt-protein binding; Wnt receptor activity. NCBI's taxonomy places the organism in Eukaryota, Metazoa, Chordata, Actinopteri, Cyprinodontiformes, Rivulidae. Gene Ontology annotation, biological process: non-canonical Wnt signaling pathway; canonical Wnt signaling pathway. The coding region runs from base 33 to 2237 and encodes 734 amino acids.